This is a messenger RNA of Lytechinus variegatus (green sea urchin), 1173 nucleotides long. Its product is annotated as muscarinic acetylcholine receptor M1-like. The record is from RefSeq and is a predicted model, not a curated record. Gene Ontology annotation, cellular component: membrane. Bases 1 to 1173 code for a protein of 390 amino acids. The transcript has a single exon. Gene Ontology annotation, biological process: neuropeptide signaling pathway. Gene Ontology annotation, molecular function: G protein-coupled peptide receptor activity. NCBI's taxonomy places the organism in Eukaryota, Metazoa, Echinodermata, Echinoidea, Temnopleuroida, Toxopneustidae.
AUGGAUGCCGGAGUUUGGAUGCAGAUAAUCACUCGAACUGUUAUCUUUUUCCUGGGAAUCCCAGGUAAUAUCUCCAUCUUGCUGGUGUACAGGAAACGAAAGACAGGUGGAAGCACCCGAAUAUACAUCAUGGCAAUCGCUGUGGUAGAUCUAGGAGUUUGCUUGCUCAGCCCCGCUAUCAUCUACAACAGCAUUGAGACAUACGCAAACAUCAUUUUCUGCAAGCUUUUCGUUUUCGCUUAUGUCUCUCUCGUGUUCCUAUCUCUUUUGCUGAUGGUCUUGAUAGGAAUCGAUCGUUACUUCAAGAUUUGCCAUUCAAUCAGAAUCAAAACCAGUCCCCGACGAGCAAAGCUUACCGUGACUAUCUGCACAAUUUUUUGCUUCGGAUUUAAUACGCCAUUUCUACUCUUCCUAACCUUGAAGAAGCAGGACGACGGUGUCAUCUGCGCGCAGAGCGCUCAAGGUGACUUUCAAGACAUUACUACGAGUACCAUUUAUCUGAUAGCGUUCGCGAUAGCGUUUGGUUGUUAUGGACUGAUUUAUAGGAACGUCAAAGGCCACUCUAAAGUUCGGGCACGCAUGUUUGGAGCUCCGGGUUUGCAGCCAGGUGGAGCGGGUUCAACGAUGAGACCUCAGCCCAGUGGGUCCCGUGUCGCUCCUUCUGUAACCAACACUGCAGAGGACCACAUCAGCCACGGAAUCUCAAACGAUGGAGCGUCUACAGUUCCUUCUGUCUCGGGCUCCAUUCAUCUUGACAAAUCUGCUACCCUGCACCCCGACAGACAAGCUUGGAAGGAACAUGCUGUCAACAGUGUAUCAAACAACAACGCCCUCUCGCAACAAAAUAUUGCAUCCACUGCUCAGAAUGAACGUGGUGAAGGAGAUAGAAAAGGGAAGACCGAUAAAGUGAAAUCUAAAAGAGCACCUCUUGAUAAAACGACGAAGAUGAUGCUAGCCGUGACGGUGAUUUACUUCCUUACGUGGGUUCCAGAGAUUAUUAUUGUGACCCUCUUCGAGCGAUUGAUUUCUACAGAAUUGAACAACGUUUUUGUGGAACUCAUCAUAGCUCUCUUGCGGGAUCUGUUUGCAGUAAAUCAAAUCAUCAAUCCAGUUAUAUAUGGACUUAUCAACAAGAAGUUUAGAGAGGAUGUUUUGAGAGUGCUAAAGAGGUAG